Molecule: messenger RNA, 1622 nt
Organism: Portunus trituberculatus (swimming crab)
Lineage: Eukaryota; Metazoa; Arthropoda; Malacostraca; Decapoda; Portunidae
Product: putative nuclease HARBI1
Exons: 4
Coding region: 321-1343 (340 amino acids)
Source: RefSeq, a predicted model, not a curated record
ACCACUGUACACACACCAUUACUAUCUGAUAACCACCAUUGCUUCCCAGAACACUCCACGCCACAGCCACCACACCACCACACCACAACACCCACGUGCUGCCUGGCUGAUACACCAAACAACACCUCUCCCCAACCACCACACACCCCGUGUCCGACACAACAGAACAAUAGAAACAUGAGUGAUAUUGUGCCUCACAGUAGGCCUUAGAACUUUUCUGUGGCAUUGUUGAUCUCCUACAAAAACUUGACUAUGAGGAAAUAGAAGAAAUUCGGCGCUUGAGAUUACCACGUACAGUACUACGGGAUCGCAGUGACCCAAUGGUAUACCUCACGGAAGAGGAAUUCAUCCAAAGGUAUCGACUAUCAAAGGAUGGCGUAAGGGAUGUGCUUGAAGAGAUCACACCCUACUUGGGAAGAAUACGAGAUGGAAGAGGAAGUAGUGUGCCGCAGUACCUGCAGCUUCUUGUGUCGCUUCGCUACAUGGCGACAGGAAACUUCCAAAUCACGCUCUCAGAUUGUGCAGAGAUGUCGGCAGCAUCCGUUUGCAGAUUUGUGAGGCGUAUUGCAACAGCAAUUGCCUCAACUGCCCCACGCCACAUACACUUCCCUGAUCAUCAAGAGACUUAUGCCAUUGUCAAUGAAUUCUACAGGAUUGCUCAACUACCUGGAGUAAUUGGCUGUGUUGAUGGAACUCAUAUAAAAAUCAAAAGUCCUGGGGGGGAUGAUCCUGAACAGUACCGCUGUAGGAAGGGAUUUAUGUCCCUAAAUGUGCAGGGUGCAUGUGAUGCAAAAUUAAGGUUUACAAAUAUUGUAUGUAGUUGGCCUGGUUCCACACAUGAUGCAAGAAUUUUUGAAAAUUCCAGAAUUUACACAAAGCUUGAACAGGGAGGAUAUUCUGGGCAUCUGUUGGGUGACAGUGCAUACCCAUGUACUCCUUUUAUACUAACUCCAAUACUAAAUCCUAGAAAUGAAAAAGAAGAGAGAUACAAUGCAGCACACAUUAGAACUAGGAAUACUAUAGAAAGGGCUUUUGGUGUGUGGAAUAGAAGAUUUGGAAUCCUAAGUAUUCCAAUGCAGACCAAGCUUGGUACCACAAAGCUUAUUAUCAUGGCAUGUGUUAUAUUGCAUAAUAUUGCUAUUUCAAGGCGGUAUCCACUUGUAGAUGAGCCAUGCUGCCCAGAAGGCAAUGACGACAAUGAUGUUAAUGAGGUUAGACAUGCUGCUGCUGCUGCUGCUGCUGACGAUGAAGAUGAUGAUGAUAUAAAUGGUGGUGAAAUGGCAGUUGAUGGUGCUGAGGGGGGUGCUAACAAGAGACGGUUGCUUAUCGAAAGGUGGUUUUAGGCCAGGGGUGGCAGGGAAUGGCUGUUGGAUUUAACAUUCUGAGUAGAACUCUACCAGUUUGUGCUAUAUCACAAUAGUUUAUGAUCUUUUAUUGAUAAACUUUCCAUCUCUGUUCUUUCAAUGUAUAUUUAUGUGUAUAAUUUCUAAGUGGAAGAUGACAUAUACAGAGAAAUGUACACCUCAAUGGGCAAUGUAAUGUUUUUAUGUUUGGUUGUGUUGUGGAGAUACAAUUAAAAUGUACAUGUAUAAAAUAAAAUAACAAUGCUACACUACAAGAUA